CUGCUUACUGUACUGUACCACGGAAACGGGAAUUCCAUUAGGGAACUAUUAUAGUGCACUAUGUUUUUAUUUCACAACAGCCAUCUUUGUGUAUGAAUGGUGCUGAGAAUGAUGAUCAAGUUGUCCCUUGUAUUCAUUGUUUUCUUUAACCGAGUCAACAGUCAAGUCGCUGUCACUUUUCAAUCAACUGACGCUGUAGCUGGUGAUGAUGCCAGAUUGGAAUGUGCAUUUAAUUUAGAAACUAGGACCUACAGAGCUUCUUUUCUGAUACAAAGUGAUGUAGAUGGAAAUCAACGUGAUACACUUGUGGGUUCAAGCUCAACAUCUGCUCCUGGGAGUAAAUACAGAGUUGAGGAGGACUUGACUAAUAAUCGAGUCUUUUUUGUGAUAACAAAUACAACAAGAAGUGAUGAAGGAUAUUACCUCUGUGUCAUUCAAAAUAGUGGAUUGGAUGUUACUUCAAAUGAUCUUGCCAAACUAACAGUCCAGUUUAUCGACACAGUUACGAUUGACGUUAUUCCCAAUCCUGUCACUGAAGGUAAUAAUGUAACAUUUAAUUGUUCUGUAAAUGCGAAUCCAAUUCCAACAAUCACUCUCUUGAAAGAUGAUACUGAAGUAAAAAGCGAAACAUCAUCAAAUCUAACUUACAAAUUGUAUAGUGUGGAUAAGAGAAAUGGAGGGAACUACAAAUGUAAAGCAAGUAACAUCGCUGGAACUAAUACAUCACCAAUUAAAGUGUUGGAUGUUCAGUAUUCACCGGAAAUUACUUUACCUGAUAACAUGACUGUUGCUCCUGGUGGGAAUGCUUUUAUUGAACCAAAUGUUUUAGCUAAUCCUGAUGACAUCACCUACAAAUGGAUCACUGAUCAUCCUGGAAUUGAUGAUGUCGAUUCAAACCCAGCAACUUUGACAUUCAAGGUACCAGACGUUGUCUAUACCAUAACGGUGACUGCUACUAAUAGCAUUGGAUCAACAACAGAGUCAGUAAUGGUCAUUGUUGCAG
Anneissia japonica is the source of this 1003-nucleotide messenger RNA. RefSeq names its product B-cell receptor CD22-like. The record is from RefSeq and is a predicted model, not a curated record. The annotation marks the transcript as partial. Lineage: Eukaryota; Metazoa; Echinodermata; Crinoidea; Comatulida; Comatulidae. The transcript has 4 exons.